CUCCCUCCAUCUUGGUCAGAGUUUGGUGCCUCGUCCACUUUGCCAGGCCCGUCUGCCCGUCCUCAUCCCGUCGUCCUUUUUUUAACUUAAAACCAAAAACAAGAAGAAGAAGAACCGACCGCCAAGAUGGAGGCCAUCAAGAAGAAGAUGCUCAUGCUCAAGCUGGACAAGGAGAACGCUCUGGACCAGGCGGAGCAGGCGGAGGCGGACAAGAAAGCAGCGGAGGAUAGAAGCAAACAGCACGAAGACGAGCUCCUGCAGAUGCAGAAGAAGCUGAAGGGGACAGAGGACGAGCUGGACAAAUACUCCGAGGCGCUGAAGGAUGCUCAGGAGAAGCUGGAGGUGGCCGACAAGAAGGCCGCUGAUGCGGAGGCGGAGGUCGCCUCCUUGAACAGGCGCAUCCAGCUGGUGGAGGAAGAGUUGGACCGAGCUCAGGAGAGGCUGGCGACCGCUCUGCAGAAGUUGGAGGAGGCCGAGAAGGCAGCCGACGAAAGCGAGAGAGCCAUGAAGGUGAUCGAGAACAGGGCCCUCAAAGACGAGGAGAAGAUGGAGCUCCAAGAGAUCCAGCUGAAGGAGGCCAAGCACAUCGCGGAGGAUUCCGACCGCAAGUACGAAGAGGUGGCUCGUAAGCUGGUGAUAGUGGAAGGCGAGCUGGAGCGCACGGAGGAGAGGGCUGAGCUGGCAGAGGGAAAAUGUGCCGAGCUGGAGGAGGAACUGAAGACCGUGACAAAUAACCUGAAGUCCCUGGAGGCCCAGGCCGAGAAGUACUCUCAGAAGGAGGACAAAUACGAGGAAGAGAUCAAGAUUCUGACAGACAAGCUGAAAGAGGCUGAGACCAGAGCGGAGUUUGCUGAGAGGUCUGUGGCCAAGCUAGAGAAGACCAUUGAUGAUCUGGAAGAUGAGCUCUAUGCACAGAAACUGAAAUACAAAGCCAUCAGCGAGGAAUUGGACCACGCGCUCAAUGACAUGACAUCCAUCUAAAUCGCCACUGGAAGUCCUGCCUGCCACCUUUCUCACUCUCAGCUCAAAUCUGACCCUUAUUUUCUUCUCUUCCUCCAUUCCUCGUAACUGUCCGUUUUAUGCUGCACUUGCACACCUUUUCAAACACGCAGCAGCAGUUUACUCUGUGCAAAUCCACCCUUUAAUUAUACUUUGAGCAUUUCUUCCCCCGUUUAAACAUGGUUAACAAACACAAA
Messenger RNA from Nerophis ophidion (straightnose pipefish), 1196 nucleotides. Its product is annotated as tropomyosin alpha-3 chain-like. The record is from RefSeq and is a predicted model, not a curated record. Gene Ontology annotation, biological process: muscle contraction; actin filament organization. Bases 127 to 981 code for a protein of 284 amino acids. The transcript has 10 exons. Gene Ontology annotation, molecular function: actin filament binding. Gene Ontology annotation, cellular component: actin filament. Lineage: Eukaryota; Metazoa; Chordata; Actinopteri; Syngnathiformes; Syngnathidae.